Messenger RNA from Auxenochlorella protothecoides, 3300 nucleotides. Its product is annotated as Magnesium-chelatase subunit H. The coding region runs from base 1 to 3300 and encodes 1099 amino acids. Gene Ontology annotation, molecular function: magnesium chelatase activity. The record is from RefSeq and is a predicted model, not a curated record. Gene Ontology annotation, biological process: biosynthetic process. NCBI's taxonomy places the organism in Eukaryota, Viridiplantae, Chlorophyta, Trebouxiophyceae, Chlorellales, Chlorellaceae. The transcript has 15 exons.
AUGCCACCCUCCGGCGCGGUGCGUGCGGUGCUGGUCGUCGGCUUCGAAUCAUUCAACGCCGCCCUGUAUCGCGCGGCGGGGGAGCGUCUGCUUCACCUCCAACCGCCAGUUCAGCUGUCGGUCUUUAGCGACCGCGAUCUGGAUGCUGGGAAGGCCGAGCUCGCUGCCGCCCUGAAGGAAGCGGACGUCUUCUUUGGGUCCCUGCUCUUUGACUUUGACCAGGUGGAGUGGCUGAAGGCACGCAUUGAGCACAUCCCCAUUAGACUGGUCUUUGAGUCUGCCCUGGAGCUCAUGUCCAGCACCCAAAUGGGGGGCGAGUCCAAGUCCAAGGGACCCCCCCCUGCCGUCCAAAAGGUCCUCAAACUCUUUGGGAGCAAGCGGGAGGAGGACAAGUUGGUGGGGUACCUGAGUUUCCUGAAAAUCGGGCCCAAGCUCCUCAAGUUCCUACCAGGCAAGAGGGGGGUCAAGGAAGGGGUCCAGGGGAGCGGCAUGUUCCCGGACGCGGCGCGGUACAUGGCGUGGUACCGCCGCACGCACCCCGGUGCGGCCGCCGCCCCGGUGGUGGCGGUGCUGCUGUACCGCAAGCACGUCGUCACGCGCCAGCCCUACCUCUGGGACCUGGUGACGGCCCUGGAGGCGGGGGGCCUGCUGCCCCUCCCCAUCUUCAUCAACGGGGUGGAGGCCCACGUCAUCGUGCGCGACGCCCUUACCUCGGCGCACGAGGCCGCGCUGGUGGCGGCGCACGGGCGCGGCGCAGCCAGCCCCACUCUGGCGCGUGACGCGGUGGCCGUGGACGCCAUCGUCAACACGGUGGGGUUCCCACUGGUGGGCGGGCCGGCGGGGACCAUGGAGGGCGGGCGCCAGGCGGAGGUGGCGCGCUCCAUCCUGGCCACCAAGAAUGUGCCCUACCUCGUGGCCGCGCCCCUGCUCAUCCAGGAGGGUUAUGAUCUCGGCGGCGUGGACCUGGAGGCCCUGGAUGGGGAGGCCAUUGUAUCGGCACUCAGGCAGGCGGCCGAGGGGCUCAGGGUAGCGCGGGGCCCUGCCGGCAUGCGGGACCUGGAGGCUGGCCUGCCCGCUGGCGUGAGCAUCAGCGCCGCAGAGGUCCCGCCCUCCGAGCUGAAGCGUAUGCUGGAGUUCCCCGCCGACUGGGGGCCCAGCGAGUGGGGUCCCAUCCCCUUCCUGCCCGACCGUGACACUCUGGUACGGCGCAUGGAGAAGCACUGGGGGCCCCUGGACAGCUACCGCGGGAUCGCCAGCAGCUCAGCCGGCGGCCUGGUCAUCACGGGCGUCCAGAUCGGCAAGGUCUGGAUCGGCAUCCAGCCGAUGCUGGGGAUCGAGGGGGACCCAAUGCGCCUGCUGUUCGAUCGGGACCUCACGCCGCACCCGCAGUACGCCGCCUUCUACCUCUGGCUCCAGGGGGCGCAUGGGGCGCAUGCGGUGCUGCACUUUGGCAUGCACGGCACGGCGGAGUGGCUGCCGGGCUCGCCCCUGGGCUCCUCGGCCCUCAGCUGGCCGGACGUGCUGCAUGGCGACAUGCCCAACAUUUACCUCUACGCCGCCAACAACCCCUCCGAGUCGCUCGUGGCCAAGCGCAGGGGGUUUGCCACUGUGAUCAGCCACAACGUGCCCCCCUACGGCCGCGCGGGGCUGUACAAGCAGCUGGCGGAGCUGAGGGAGCUGCUGGCUGACUAUCGGGAAGCCCCUGGGUCCAGCAAAGACAUGCGGGGCACCAUCGUCAGUCUUGUCGUGGCCUCAGGCCUGGAUGAGGAUGUGGUUCUGGAACAGGACGGGGUCACCUUUGACGCAGACAUCGUGGGCGACCUUUCACUGGAGGCCUUCAACAGCUUCACCUUCCGCCUGACCCAGUACCUCCAGCUGCUGGAGGGGCGCCUCUUCUCCUCGGGCCUGCACGUGCUCGGCAAGCCGCCCAGCCGCGAAGAAAGCCUGGAAUACCUGGCCGCCUACUUCGGCGACAGGGUCCCACGCGAGGCGCUGGAGCGCGUGGCGGCGGGGGAGUCCGUUCAGAACGUGCACGUCGGCGGUGCGGCACAUCCCGAGGCCCCGAGCCUGCUGGAGGAGGCGCAGAGCAUCGCCUCGCUUCUGGGGCAGAACGGCGAGGAGCUGCGUGGCCUGACGCGCGCGCUGAGCGGGCAGUGGGUCCAGCCGGCGCCGGGCGGCGACCUGCUGCGGGACGGGCCGGGUGUACUGCCCACGGGCCGCAACAUCUUCGCCCUGGACCCGUACCGCAUGCCCUCGCCCGCUGCGCUCCUGCGCGGCAGCCGCGCCGCCGAGUCCAUUCUGGCGGCCCACAGGGAGCAGAAUGACUCUGCCUUCCCCGAGACCGUGGCGGUGAACCUGUGGGGUCUCGACGCCAUCAAGACCAAGGGAGAAAGCGUGGCCAUCGUGCUGCACCUGGUCGGCGCCCGGCCAGUGAAGGAGGGGACGGGGCGCAUCGCAAGAUUCGAGCUCAUACCCUUGGAAGGCAAGGCAGAUGCUCUGAUGUGGUUGGGUCGGCCCCGCAUUGAUGUCCUUUGCAACAUGAGCGGCAUCUUCCGAGACUCGUUCCAGAACGUUGUGGAGCUCCUGGACGACAUGUUCCAUAGGGCGGCUGCCACCGAUGAACCCGAGGACGCCAACUUCAUCCGGAAGCAUGCACAGGAGAUGGCAAAGGAGGGCCACUCUCAGACAGCAGCCCGCCUCUUCUCCAAUCCCAAAGGCGACUACGGCUCCAUGGUGAACGAGCGCGUCGGGGCCUCCAACUGGGAGUCUGGCGAGGAGCUGGGCGACACCUGGUCCUCGCGCAAUGCCUUCAGCUACGGGCGCGGCGGGGAGCGGGGCCGGGCUCGGCCUGAGGUGCUGGACUCCCUGCUUUCCACCACGGACCGCGUGGUGCAGACGGCCACGGGCCGGGAGGACACCCCCCCGCGGGAGCUGGAGGAGGUGCUGCGCCUGGAGUACCGCUCCAAGCUGCUGAACCCGCGGUGGGCGCAGGCCAUGGCCGCGCAGGGGUCGGGCGGCGCGUUCGAGAUCAGCCAGCGCAUGACGGCGCUGCUGGGCUGGGGGGCCACCACGCGAUUCGCCCCCGGCUGGGCCUGGGACCAGGCGGCGGAGACAUACGCGCUGGACCCCGACAUGGCAGACAGGCUGAGGGAGGCCAACCCGGAGGCCUUCCGCAACCUGCUGCGGCGCUGCCUGGAGGCGGCGGGGCGGGGACUCUGGACCCCGGGGGAGGGGGUCCUGGAGGGUCUGCAGCAGCUGGAUGCCGACAUGGAUGCAGAGCUGGAGGGUGUGAGGAGAUGA